AUUGAACUCCAGGCCUGCGACCGAGACCAGCAGUGCGGAGGAGGGAUGUGCUGUGCCGUUAGCCUCUGGAUCCGCAGCCUGCGAAUGUGCACGCCGAUGGGAAAUUUAGGAGAGGAGUGCCAUCCUUUGAGUCACCGAGUUCCCUUCUCCGGACGGCGGAUGCACCACACCUGCCCGUGUCUCCCCGGCCUGGCCUGCGUACGGACUUCUCCCAGCAAAUUCAAAUGUUUACCGGACUUCAGAAAAGAAGAUGUCUUUUUUUAG
Haliaeetus leucocephalus (bald eagle) is the source of this 264-nucleotide messenger RNA. RefSeq names its product prokineticin 2 (gene PROK2). Lineage: Eukaryota; Metazoa; Chordata; Aves; Accipitriformes; Accipitridae. The record is from RefSeq and is a predicted model, not a curated record. The annotation marks the transcript as partial. The transcript has 2 exons.